GCCUGAUAUUGACAUGAUGGUCCGACGGGACGAAUUUGGAGGAUUGGAUCUCCGCGCGUUGCGCCGCGCUUUAGGAUUGCAGACCUGUGUGCCCAUCCACCCCUCGCGAUGGCAGCUCGAGGACCCUUCCGACGGAGACUGGCUCAGCCCUCUAGCUGUUGCCAAUCUCUGCGGGCGUGGGAUGACCAUCAAGUUCACCGAGCCCGUUGUCUCCAAGUUCACAAUCCGACAACGUCAACUUCGCGCCUCUUACAGGGCCUUCCGCUCCUUCUCUGACCUUUUCCUCUGCUACUUUAUCUCUCGUCUCGACCGACACACGUCGUUGGUAAAGUGGUAUCGUGCGUACGAGAGGAUCCCUGUGAAAAAGAUCGAGGAAAUCGAAACCACAUUGCUUGGGUUCUUUGUUGUGUUCUCCAUCGGAUCGGUCAUCUACCACCACCACGUCGACUUGUGGGCUCUUGCUGUGUGGCUGAAAGAGAUUGUAUUAUGUGUUUUGUCCUAUGUUCAUUGACUGUUUGUACCCUAUGCCUCUAUGCUAUAUGCCUCUAUGCCACCUUAAUCUAUCGUACGAGCUACCAAUACAAAUGUAUAAGUAUGGGGGUUGAGAAUUUGGUGGUCACUGUGGGAUCCUGAAUUUCCAAUUGCUGAGCUAUCUGAUU
Molecule: messenger RNA, 659 nt
Organism: Guyanagaster necrorhizus
Lineage: Eukaryota; Fungi; Basidiomycota; Agaricomycetes; Agaricales; Physalacriaceae
Exons: 3
Coding region: 17-511 (164 amino acids)
Source: RefSeq, a predicted model, not a curated record